AUGCCAGGAACACUGAUUUUGAUCAGACAUGGCCAAUCGCUGUGGAACAAGGACGACCGAUUUUGUGGAUGGGUCGACAUCAAACUCAGCGAGACGGGAAGAGAGCAAGCUCGUCACUCGGCCAAGCUGAUCUUAGAGUCCGGAUACGUGCAACCCGACAUCUGUUUCACGUCGAGACUGUCGAGGGCCAUAGAGAGUGCUAAUAUUAUACUGGAGGAGAUGAACUGCCAGUAUAUCGACGAGGUUAAGUCCUGGAGGCUGAACGAGCGCCAUUACGGCAAGCUCCAGGGCGAGCCAAAACAUCACAUAUUGGAGCUGUAUGGCAAGGAAAAGUACCAAUUUUGGCGACGCGCCUUCACGGGGUGUCCUCCAGCGGUGAACCCAGGCGACAAGUACUACUGCAUCGACGACCGGCGAUACGCAAAGGUGGCACAGGACGAGCUGCCCCGUGCCGAGUCGUUGCAGAUGGUGACUAAGCGGCUGCUUCCCUUCUACAACGAGCACGUCGUGCCGCACCUGCAGGCCGGCGAGACGGUUCUCAUGGUGACACACGGCUCCAUUGUGCGCGCUCUGGUCAAGCAUCUGUAUGCGAUCGGCGACGACGCGAUCAGCUCGGUGAACAUCCCCAACGGGAUCCCCAUGGUGAUCAAGUUCAACUCGGCCAUGGCGCCGGAAACUGACCACUUCGAGUUUCUCGACCCGGAAAGAGCCCGCGUCGAGGCAGAAAAGAUCGCCAGACAGGGUUUCGAAAAGAGUAAAUAG
Molecule: messenger RNA, 762 nt
Organism: Ogataea angusta
Lineage: Eukaryota; Fungi; Ascomycota; Pichiomycetes; Pichiales; Pichiaceae
Exons: 1
Coding region: 1-762 (253 amino acids)
Biological process (GO): glycolytic process
Molecular function (GO): intramolecular phosphotransferase activity
Source: RefSeq, a predicted model, not a curated record